UAUCCUUUUGCUUUGUAAACUUUUAAGUCCACUACGGCCACCGUAGGCAGGCUGCAAGAUGGCCGCUUCGAUCUUCACGGGCGCCGUGAGAGCUGCCUCAGGAAUAUUACGCCCUCUGAAUGUCUUGGCAUCUUCAACCUAUCGGAACUGUGCCAGGAAUGCCUGUCUUAAUUCUGCACUGUACACCAUUCAUUUUAGACAUAUUCAGACGUCAGUUGUUUCCUCUGCUCCAAGACUUGUCACAUCUGUCAGACACCUGGCAUAUGGGCAUACUGCAACAGUCCUUAAUAGAGUGGCCACAUUGGUUCCCAAUGUCCUGAAGCCACCAGUCAGAGCUCUAACAUACUGCAGCACACGGAAAGGCAAGAGAAAGACGGUAAAAUCGGUCGUGCAUCGCUUCCUCCGACUUCAUUCUGGCCUUUGGCUAAGGAGAAGGGCUGGCUAUAAGAAAAAAUUAUGGAAAAAGUCAACUGCAAGAAAGAGGCGCUUGAGGGAAUUUGUGUUCUGCAGCAAGACCCAGAGUAAACUCCUAGAUAAAAUGACGACGGCUUUCUGGAAGAGGCGCAACUGAAGGAAUCUUCACGGUUUUGAUGGCUAAGGAGGUGAAUGGAGUCCAGCUAUCCGUUGUCAAUGCCCAAGACUGUCUUUGCUCAAUGGACGCAUGCCUCAGGUGCCAGGCUGUACUGGGUGGUAGGGCCAGGAGCACCACCCUCUUUUGUCCUUUUGCAUUGUGCACAGGAGGCAGUGCAACUGCAUUUCCAGAAACACCCAGCAGUCUCCCGAGACAACCCUGAGAACUCCUCUGUGAACACAGGACUUCCAUGACAGUGACAAAUGGCUUCAAACCCAAAUCAAUGUGGGCAGUCUAUGCU
Mastomys coucha (southern multimammate mouse) is the source of this 872-nucleotide messenger RNA. RefSeq names its product mitochondrial ribosomal protein L35 (gene Mrpl35). NCBI's taxonomy places the organism in Eukaryota, Metazoa, Chordata, Mammalia, Rodentia, Muridae. The transcript is spliced from 5 exons. Gene Ontology annotation, biological process: translation. The coding region runs from base 59 to 571 and encodes 170 amino acids. Gene Ontology annotation, cellular component: ribosome; mitochondrion. The record is from RefSeq and is a predicted model, not a curated record. Gene Ontology annotation, molecular function: structural constituent of ribosome.